Colletotrichum siamense is the source of this 1131-nucleotide messenger RNA. RefSeq lists its product as uncharacterized. The transcript has 3 exons. The record is from RefSeq and is a predicted model, not a curated record. Lineage: Eukaryota; Fungi; Ascomycota; Sordariomycetes; Glomerellales; Glomerellaceae. Bases 1 to 1131 code for a protein of 376 amino acids.
AUGCGACCCUCGUCCCAAGUCUUCCUUCUAAGCCUUGUCGCUUUGGUAGGAGCGUCUCCCAUGUCUCAUAACAUCAACACCACCCUCUUCAAGAACGUUGCUUUUACCCUCUCCAAAGGAGAGGCGGCGUCAUGUGUUACUAGAGAGAUACAAAUUCCGAUAAGUUUUGAGGCCGAGAAAUGGCUUUUCGAAAAAACUACAGACUCCUUAACAGUCACCGACUUCGUUCUCAACGUCACCACGACCGACCCCAGCCGCAUUUUGGACUUCUCUGAGGGAACUGCCUUGAUCCAGAAGACUUACGGAAUUUGGGUCAAAUACUGCGUUCCCUCGUCUGGCCCGCCAAGCAGUGUCGACAGAGCUGUGCAGAUUCUCACUCAUGGUGGUACGCUUGAUCACACUUAUUGGGACUUCGCCCCUGGAUACAGCUACGUAGAUGUAGCUGCCCGGACUGGCAUGGUCACUCUAAGCUAUGACCGUCUUGGAACGGGCCUCUCCGAGCACCCUGAUCCUCUUCUUGAAGUGCAAACCCCUGCUUCCGUGGAGGUGCUGCAUCAGCUGGUUACCAUGCUUCGCUCUGGCUCGUUCGGUCCCCAAUUUAGCAAGGUGAUCGGGGUCGGCCAUUCAAUCGGGAGCAAGGCAACUGAAGCGGUGAUCUCAAAGUACCCUAGCGACUUUGACGCCAUCAUACACACUGGCUACGCAUACGAGAAUGCGGCUGGGGCUGGCAGUGUGGUUGCAACUGGACUUGGAUCGCCGAAGGAUGUUGACCAUCUGAAACAUCUGCCUGAUGGUUAUCUUGUGCCCAAGUCUACAGAGGGUAUUCACAUUUGUUUCUUCAAGUAUCCCGAUUUCGACCCCAAAAUUCUCUCACAAACGGUCAGGCACAUGCAGACUGAGUCAAUGGGCGAGAUGCUCAUCCCGCCCAGCAGUUCUUUCUGGGGCAACUUGACUGUCACGAACAGCUAUCGCUCACCGGUCUUGGUGAUCCUCGGAGAGCACGACUACGUCGUGUGUGGGCAGUCUUGCGUCACGCCGCAAAACCUGGCCGCCCAAACCCUGGACACCGCGUAUGCUAGCGCUGAUCGGAACCUGAGCGAGGCGUGGAUCUCUCCGGGUGCUGGAAAGUAA